UUUGUAUCUAACUCUUAUGGUAUUUUGCCUGAUCAAAGGUCAGUCUAUGAUCAAACAACUAGUUCAUUAGUUCUUUUUUAAUUAUUUGAGAUUAAAAAUAUAAACAUUCUUAGUAGUGAUCCUUGUUAUUAUCCUGUUAUGAAUUAUUACUAAAAACAAACCAAAACACACAAAUAAAACAAAAAGACACUUUAUUUUUUGUGAGAAAGAGUUUCUGCAGCGUCUAAAGGUGAAAUUCUACAAGUCUAAAGGUGACGCAUAGAACGUCCCAUUUGUUUCCAUGACAACUGCUUUACUUUUGUUAUUUACCCGCAAAAUAAGCGAAUGUUCCACGUUCCAAUCUGUUUCUAUGCUGGAUACAGAGCGACCCAUAAUAAAACUUAAUAAAAGGGACAGCCCUAUCUAUAGUCACUGGACGGCAGAGUUAGAGUUAAGGUGACAGCUCAGACAGUUUCCAGGAAGUAUAGCAGCAGAUUGUCUGUGGACUUCAUGGCACUAUAACAGGAAGUAUCAAACACACUGCAGCCCGGUGACAGAAGAGUUAAUCCGCUGUUCCCAGAGCUGAAGGAGUUAAAGAAACAUUUCCCAGGCUUAGCAGCGUGGCAAGCGGAGCUCCCACGCUGUAAUCAUCCCAGACUGUGCGAGGCAGGGACAGGAUAACACUGAGCCCGGCUGUACGGAGCGUUAAAGGGACAGCGCAGAGGGAAUAUACAGACUGAACGGGGUCCCACGCUGUACUCAUCACAGAAUGCUAAGAAUUCCAAGAUCGAACUCUGCAAUACAGUGACUCAACCACUGCUAAUGUUACCCUGUGUAAUACAGAGAUCGAACCACUGCUGAUACAAUACAGAGACAAACUACUGCUAAUGUUACCCUGUGUAAUACAGAGAUCGAAUCACUGCUGAUACAAUACAGAGACAAACUACUGCUAAUGUUACCCUGUGUAAUACCGAGAUCGAAUCACUGCUGAUACAAUACAGAGACAAACUACUGCUAAUGUUACCCUGUGUAAUACAGAGAUCGGACCACUGCUGAUACAAUACAGAGACAAACUACUGCUAAUCCAAACCUGUGCAAUACAGAGACCAAACUCCAGCUGCUUCUAACCUGUGUAAUACAGAGAUCAAACCACUGCUAAUCCCACUGAACAGACUGCAAGUUCAUUGUGGUCCCACUCUGUGCAGCACAAAUCCCUCUCCUAUUGGGGUCCCACUCAGUGUAUACCAGAUCCCUACCCUGUGGGGGUCCCUCUCCGUAUAUUUUCCAUAUCCCUACCCUGUGGGGGUCCCUCUCUGUAUAGAUUCCAGAUCCCUAACCUGUGGGGGUCCCUUUCUGUAUAGAUUCCAUAUCCCUACCCUGUGGGGGUACCUCUCUGUAUAGAUUCCAUAUCCCUACCCUGUGGGGGUCCCUCUCUGUGCAGUGAGGCACAUGUCCCCCCGGAUAGCAGGAUUUGGCAGUGCACCCCAAGCAGAUGUAACCCAGCUCAGUCUGGUAGCACACACUGGCAUUUCCUCUGAGCUCACAGAAAAUAUGACGCAGCCCCAGCCUCCCUCGGAAGAGGAAGUUUAACUCUGAAUAACGGUCAGGCUGCACAAGCCGGGAAAAAAAAGGGACCACGACCCAGCAAUUUGGGAGACUGGAGCAUCCAGUGACCAGCAGGAAGCACCCCAUACUCCAUCUCCCCCUGACUGUCCUGCACACCUAGAGGAGCAUGGGCUGACAUCUCAUCUGUCUGGGGCAGGAUGACAGUGUACUCAUUGAACCUGAAAGUCUUCUGGCUCCUGGUUGCCUUCCUCUUUACAUGCAGCUGGUGGUUGUUUCUGGCCCUGAGGAGAGACAGCAAUGUCGAGGAAGGAGGGGGCUGCCAGGAGAAUGGGUUCACUCACUUGCAACUUCUGCUCAAACUUUGUUUUGUGUUCCUGCUUUUUUACAUUGUCCUCAGGUGUUGCAACUCCACCUCAGUAUGCAGGCAUGGAAACCAGGAUCUCACCAUCCAACAGGAGGUGCAGCAGCAGCAACUGAGAAGAAACUUGUUGGAGUCCUUCUAUGAGCAUCAUAUCAAACUCUCCCCCCAUGUCUUGGGUCACAGCAAAGCACAUGUUAGCCAGAUUGUGGGAGAACUGAUCAAAGUUGGCAAAGCUAAGCAGCAGGACACCGGCGUGACAUUCAGGGGAGACUUUGUUCAGAUUGGCAGCGCUUACGAGCAGCACAAAAUCAACAGCCCUGACUACUUCGAUAUCCUCAUGCCUCUAAAGAUACCACAAAGUCUGAAGCUGGAGCCACUGUUUGCUGUCCCUGGCAAGGAGUCCACCGCGCCUGUCCUGCAAGGCAGUACUAUGUGCCGAGUGGCAGCGCCCAAAAAAUCCGAGUGGGUCAAGACGUACAAGCAGUUUAGCGACUAUUUCUGUUCUGAGACAUUGCACGGCCACCAACUUUCCUCUGCCCUGGUCCUCAAGUGGUUCCACUGGAAAAUUCAGAGGUGUCUCAACGUCAUUAGGUACCAGUUUGAAGAGAGGUGUCAUAUCACACUGAGCGUGUGCGAUGACAAAUUAAUUCUUAAAAUAUUGCCAAGAUCGGAUUAUGUUUGUUGCCACAUUUCCAUGUCCGUACGCCUUAUCCCUGCCUUUCACCUGGGUGACUCUGUGUUCCUUACAGCCCAAGUUUGGAGUGGUCCUUCUCAUUUGGAAUCUCUAAACCAUGAUGCGCACUGGGGCAUCAAUUUUUCCAAACACGAGCAAAAGUUUUUGAAUUGGUUUAAGGACCAGGCUCCCGCGAACUCAUGCCACCUAAAGUGCCUUCAGGUCAUGAAAGCCUUGAGAGAUCUGAACACUGUUACAUUUCAGCCUUUUUUAUCCUCACAGUGGAAAUCUAUUCUUUCAUCCUACAAUCUGAAAACUGUACUUUUUUACUUAUUAGUAAAGAUCCCCUUGGAAAAAUGGGAUGAUACCUUACUCAUGGACAGAAUGAUGGACUUUUUUCUAUUCUUAAAGGAGUGUUUGCAGAGUCAGGUCCUCAUGCAUUUCUUUCUGGGGAAUAAAAACCCUCCGAAUGUUAUUACUUUGCCAAAAAUGUUCAAAGAUGCACAGCCAGUCAACUUGCUGGAGGGAUACGAGUCAGAAAUAUUGGAUCAAGUGUGUUUUCAACUUUUCAACAUGUGGAUCCAAAUGCCACGAAUUCUAAGGAUACGUUCCAGUCCAAAAAGCAUUUUCAGGGACCAAUCCAGAUGUAACCAUUCAAAUAUUUAAUUGUUAUUCCAAAAAUUGAACAAGGGCAGUUUGAAGGACACCGCUUUAGAAAUAGAAAACCAGCAUGAUGGAAACUUUCUGUCAUUUGUCCUUAAGGGGUUAAUUCGUAACUAAUGCAUCAGAAGCUUUUUGGGAAUAAAAGUCUUUCUAAAUGCAAUUUGUAUGGGUAUUGAUGAAUUAAAAAACAAGCUUCUAGGUAGCCAACAAGUAAUUUUUUGAACGUCACUAAACUUGAUCUCCUAUGAUUUAAAGUUAGGCUUAUUCACUACAAUGAGAAUUGUCAGGAAAUCAAAGUGAAUUUCAAAUUUAAGACUAAGUAAGAGAACUGGAAGCAUAGCUGACUUGGAGAAUUUUGGUCUUAAAUUUGAAAUUUGCUUUAAAUUCCACACAAUUCUCACUUUAGUGACUAACUCUGCAGCUAUUCCUUGGUCAUCCAAAUGAUAGCUGAGGUUCAUAAGACUAGAAUUCUACUUGUUGGCUACAUUUGCUUAGGAAUAAGACGAUCGUACUCAUUCUAAGACUCUAAAUCAGGCUUCCCCAAACUCCGGCCCUCCAGAUGUUGCUGAACUACAACUCCCAUUAUUCUAUGAAUGAAAUAGGCUGAGAAUAAUGGGAGUUGUAGUUCAGCAACAUCUGGAGGGCCGGAGUUUGAUCUAAAUGGAUUUGUAGAGCAUUAUACAUGUUAUGGGAAUACCUACAGGGUUAUUCACUAAAUGAGGAUUCGAAGUGAAGUCAAAGCGAGUUUCAAAUUGAAGGUCAAAGUAGCCGAUCCUGAAAGAUUCUCUAAGUCAGAUAUGCUUCCAGUUUAGCUACUCUGGCCUAAAAUUUGAAAUUCACUUUUAAUUCUCACUCUGGUAAAUAACCCUGCUAAUGUGUUUUGUGUGCAUUCGGUUACAUCUUGCAGCAAUGUUUUGUUGAAAUCGCUUCCCGUUUUGUAAUCGCAUCGAACACCUAACAAUGAAAUGAUGUUUUUCUUGCAAUUCUAGACAAUUAGGCCUUCUAACGGCUCUUCAGUACCGAUAAAUUGAAUCUUUCUUUAAAGGGAGAAAACAUAUUUACAUACAUAUUAAUGUUUUUAUCAUCACAUUCCAUUUAGAUAUUGUUAUAUACACUAACAAGCACAGUGUGUUUCACUGAAGCGUGCAUUGUGGGUAAUAUAAAGUAAAUUUCAAAUUUGAGCUUUUAAUUUAAAAAAUGGCUGAAUCGAAAACUAAGAUGACGAGAAUUUGUCCAGUGUGUUUUUUUUUUUUGGCCUAACAUUUUUAAAUUCAGUUUGAAUUGCCUAUAGCCCACACUUCAGAGGGUUAUACACUGAAUUCCACACACAUGAAAAGUAAUUAAAUUAAAAUGGCAACUUGUUUUUAUUUGUAUUGCAGAUUUUAAUGUCGCACAUUUUUAACAAGUUUAUGGCAUACAAAAUAAUUAAAUUAAAACAGCAAUAUAUAUUUUUUUAGUAUUGCACGCUUUUGGGACGUUUUAGCACUCUUUUUCUAAUAAACUAAAAUUUUAUAAUUAAUUUCAUUAUUAACAAGGUAUGAGAUUGCAAACAAUACAAGAUUAAGGCAAAUGCACACCUGGAGGUAUAUUCACCAAAAACUAUAGGGAAUUGCAAAAUUUAGACUGAACCAGCUAAACUAGAAAAACAACAAUUUUUUUUUUUCAAAAUUUUAAAGAUUUUUUCCUCCCCUAAAAUUUGCAGCUCCCUUGUCACAUUUCCUUAUUGCCUGCCCUACUUAAUAAAACUCUGUUUUUUUUUUAAAUGUGGACCUGUUAAAAUGAAAAUAGACCAUUAGACCAAAUUCUGCAUUAAUGUAUUUUAACAGUUCAAUUACUGUCCAUUAUCUGCUGUACAUUCCAGAUUGCUCUGGCUUAGAGUUAGGUAUGAGCGUAGGACACAGAUGGCAAUUAAGCUGAAUAAAUUAACCUAAUUUCUAUAAGAUUUUUUUUUUGUCCUAUAUCAGAUUGAAUGACCAACUAGGAAGUAAUGGCAUGUUGCUUUGCUAAUGUCUUUUCCAUUUCUGACAGUGCUCUAAGUAAAAACAUGACAGCUUCCCUCUUAAAUUAUAUAAAAAGUUAUGUUUAAAAUAUUUUAUCUGCGCACCAUUAUUUUGGUACAAAAAUAUUGGGGAUUUUC
Pelobates cultripes (western spadefoot toad) is the source of this 5379-nucleotide messenger RNA. The record is from the annotation of a GenBank genome assembly. NCBI's taxonomy places the organism in Eukaryota, Metazoa, Chordata, Amphibia, Anura, Pelobatidae.